Molecule: messenger RNA, 597 nt
Organism: Lasiosphaeria miniovina
Lineage: Eukaryota; Fungi; Ascomycota; Sordariomycetes; Sordariales; Lasiosphaeriaceae
Product: putative Hsp70 nucleotide exchange factor
Exons: 1
Cellular component (GO): endoplasmic reticulum
Molecular function (GO): adenyl-nucleotide exchange factor activity
Source: RefSeq, a predicted model, not a curated record
GACACCACCAGCGCCGUCGCAGCCGCGCCAACCGGGGUGUCGUCGGCGGCGUCGCGCAGCCAACUGAACCCGGAGAUCAUAGCAGCGCUGUUCGGGGGCCCGUCGGAGUCGGAGCUGAUGAAGGCGGCGAUCGAGGUGAUCACGUCGGCGGACGCGGAGGUGGACGCGGAGAACCGGCUGAUCGCGUUCGACAACUUUGAGCAGCUGAUCGAGAGCCUGGACAACGCCAAUAACCUGGAGAACCUGGGGCUGUGGAAGCCGCUGGUGGAGCUGCUGGGCCACGGCGACGCCGAGUUCCGGCGCAUGGCAGCGUGGUGCGUGGGCACAGCGGUGCAGAACAACGAGCGCACGCAGGAGCGCCUGGUGGCCGUCGGCGGCAUUGCGCCGCUGGCCGCGCUAGCCCUUGCCGACGCCGAGACCCCCGCCGUCCGCCGCAAGGCUAUCUACGCCCUCAGCAGCGCCGUGCGCAACUACCAGCCGGCUAUGGAUGAGACGGUCGCGCAGCUAGGCCAGCUAGGCUACGGCGGCGCUAGCAGCAAGAUCGACGCGAGCGACAUGGAUGCCGUCGACGAGGUCAUAAACGGGCUGAGGAACAAG